Molecule: messenger RNA, 1230 nt
Organism: Amorphotheca resinae ATCC 22711
Lineage: Eukaryota; Fungi; Ascomycota; Leotiomycetes; Helotiales; Amorphothecaceae
Exons: 3
Coding region: 1-1230 (409 amino acids)
Molecular function (GO): FMN binding; NADPH dehydrogenase activity
Source: RefSeq, a predicted model, not a curated record
AUGUCUGAAGCAGCUUCUACCACGGCCUUCAAGCCGCUUGCAGGAACAACCCUCUUCUCGCCCCUUCAGAUCGGUGCUGUGAAGUUGGAGCACAGAAUCGUGCAGGCGCCAUGCACGCGUAUGAGAGGGGAGCUAGAGUCGGAGGGCAUUUGGGCUCCCGGUGACAUUAUGGUUGAAUACUACGCCCAACGCGCCAGCAAAGGAGGACUUCUGCUGACCGAGGCUACCAAUAUCAGCCGAUUGUGUUCCGGAUACCCAGGUGUCGCCGGCGUCUUCACGCCAGGCCAGAUUGCUGCAUGGAAGCGUGUAACAGAUGCGGUUCAUGCCAAGGGCGGCUUUAUCUUUUGCCAGAUUUGGCAUGUUGGACGCGCCACUGUCCCCUCGCUGAUUGAGGGAAACACAACGAUGAGCUCUUCUGAUAUUCCCAUCACGGGCAAGGCUCUCACUGGCGCGGAGUACUCUGACACUCCCCCUAAGCCAAUGACUGUCGACCAGAUCAAGGGCGUUGUCAGCGAUUUUGCGGAUGCUGCAAAGAAGUGUGUCGAGGCAGGAUUUGACGGCGUAGAGAUUCACGGAGCCAACGGCUACCUCCUUGACCAGUUCCUCCAUGACAAUGUCAACACCCGGACUGAUGAAUAUGGCGGUUCGAUUGAGAAGCGUUGUCGCUUUCCUUUGGAAGUUAUCAAGGCCGUCACUGCAGCCAUUGGUCCUGAGAAGGUCGGGAUCCGUUUGUCGCCAUACAACUACUAUCAAGAUACCCGCGACUCGAACCCCAACGUGCACUGGGCAUAUCUCUGCCAACAGAUCGCUGAACUUCCCACCGAGAACCGAGUAGCAUAUGUCCACAUGAUCGAGCCGCGCUUCGACGAGAUUCUCUCUGAGCAGGAGAAGAUAGCGAACUUGGCCAAGACAACCGGAGACGCGACGAGCAAGGAGGUCUCAGCUGUCAACUCACUUGUGCCUUUCCGUCACAUUCUCGCGAAAGGAGGAGUGAAGUUCCUUGCGGCAGGAAACUACAACAGAGAUAACGCAGAAGGCGCGCUUGUGGCGGACAAUGCUGAUGCGAUCGUCAUGGGGAGAUUGUUCAUUUCGAACCCUGAUCUGCCAAAGAGGUUGGCGGAGGGCCUUCCCCUCAACGCUUAUGAUCGAUCAACCUUCUAUGGAGCCGACCCCCCUACAAAGGGAUACACGGACUACAGCUUUUAUGAGCCCACAGCGGUGGCGACUUGA